GUCCACAGGUUAUGUCCAUGCAGGUGAAAAUAUAGUGUUUCUGAAUUGUCUGCCUGUGUGUGUGUGUGUGGGUGUGGGACCAUGCCGGGCUCUGAGAACAGCUUGUUGGUUCGACGUGGCCUCACCUUUGCUACAGGUUUGGUGGAGUGUCUGUGUUUUGCUGGAGCUGUGUUUGGAUGGGCUUCGCUUGUUUUUGUCCUCAAGACGGAGGGCUAUUUCAGCUCUCGGUGCGUCAACACCACAGGAGUCAAUGCAACACACAUCUUAGAUUGCAGCGGACAGGAUGAACAGUUCUCGCUUGUCUUCACCAUCGCCUCCUUCAUGAACAAUUUCCUGACGCUUCCCAAUGGUUUCAUUUUUGACCGGUUUGGCACUACAGUGGCUCGUCUCCUUGGAAUAUUUCUCUACACCAUGGCCACCUUGAUGGUGGCCUUCUCGACUUCAGCUCUGUCCAACCUGCUCUUCCCAGCUCUCUCCUUCCUGGCAGCUGGAGGCAUCUUGUUUCUAAUCACCAACAUGCAGGUAGGAAACCUGUUCGGCUCACAUCGCUCCACCAUCAUCACUCUUUAUAACGGGGCCUUCGACUCUUCCUCAGCACUCUUCCUCGUGAUCAAGUUGUUACACGAGUCUGGUGUCUCUCUCCAGGCCUCCUUCCUCUUUCUGUCCUGCUGCAGCGUCAUUCACCUGCUCAGGACUUUCUUCUUGAUGCCUAGAAACUUCAUCCCCUACCCGCUGCCUGAUCACUACACAUAUGGGUUAACCUGUGGUAAAACAAAGACCCUGAGCUCCAAGGCGGCAGCGACUUGUAACACACAGGCGACUUCAGAGGAAACACCUAUCAACAAGGACGAGCCUGUGAAACAAGAGAAGAGUUUCCGGGAGUGUUUUCUGUCCAGGUUCUUUGUGUGGCACCUGCUCUGGUUGUCGGUGAUGCAGCUCAGACAUUACCUGUUUAUUGGCACCCUCAACCCCAUGCUGCAAAGGCUGACAGCGGGAGAGCCCUCGCUGGUGAGCCGGUACAUCAAUGCCUUUGCUAUCACCCAGCUGUGUGGGGUGCUGUGUGCCCCUUGGAACGGCCUCAUCAUGGACAGACACAAGGGCAAACCCCGUGCUGCAGGAGUGAGCGAACAGGAGGCAGACCUGCAGGCCUCUGUGCUUUCUCUCUUCCUGACGGCGCUGCAGUGUAUUCUGUUCUCAGUUUGCGCCUCCACCCCGUAUCUGCCGCUUCAGUACCUCACCUUCAUCCUGCAGGUGCUCAACCGCUCCUUCCUCUAUGGCGGCAACGCAGCCUUCAUCAGUGUGGCUUUCCCUUCCUGUCACUUUGGGAAGCUGUAUGGUCUGGUCAUGGCUCUGUCUGCACUGUUUUCGGUGCUGCAGUAUCCCUGCUUUGCUCUGGUGAAAGGAGCUCUGGGUGGAGACCCUUUAUAUGUGAACAUUGGUCUGACGCUGCUCAGCACGCUCGCCUUCAUCCAUCCCCUCUCUGUCUACCUGCACUGCCGUAGUCUUGCCUCCCAGCGGGCCAAGAGCAAGGCUGUCGCUUCUUCCUCUUAAUGUCUUUAAAAUGAGACCAAUGGCUCACACUUAAAACUUUCCUGUUACCUCAUCAUAGUGUGUGUGUGUGUGUGUGUGUGUGUGUGUGUGUGUGCGUGGCUGUGGCUGUGUUGCCACAUGUAUCUCGUUUGGAACCUAACAUCAAGUGCUUGUAAAUUCAUUUCAGAUAGUAGUAAAGUUUAAUUUUGGGUACAGUCAUAGUGCAUUCACCAGACUCUGUAGACAUUUUCACAGCAGAAUUGAACGUAUCCAUAUCCAUUGACCUCUAAUUCUUGUCAGAUUUCCAGGAUACGUCGUUUUACUUUCAUUGCGUGAUCUGGUGCAUAAUUCGGAUCUUUUUACACUCUUUUACAAUAUUAGAGUUGCAGCUGAGCUCUUCCCUGAAGCAUCUCAGCAUUAAGUUACAAUCAAACAUGCUGCUGUUUUGUUUUGUUUUUGUUUUUUUGCUGUUUUUUUUAAAUGCUUCAUGCUGGCUGCUUUCAUUCUAGUUUUCCAAAACUUUGACAUGUCUUAUGUUUCUUUUUUUAUGCAAGCUUAUAAUGCACUAUUUUUAUAUUCUGUGUAAUGCUAGCCAUAUAUCACACCAUAGUUUGGUGGCUUUAGAGGGCCAAAAGAUAGCUCACUUUAUUGUAAAAAGCUAAAAAUGUUACAGACAAUGUUUAUAUCAGUGUAGACCUCUUCAAGUUAUCUCUAUCGAUAUAUAUUUUUUAUCUCAAAAACAGAGUAAAGUACCAACAAUGAUGAGUGUGGUGUAUAAGGGACAUUUGGGAGCCCAAAUCACAAACAACAGUCUUUGACGUGCACCUUGUUAAAAGAUAACUCAGGCUCAUCUCUGGAAAUGAAAACUAGUCAGUGAAGCCUCCUCUGUCGGGACAAGCGUCCAGUUUGCUCACUAAUGGGUGUGACUGGCAGUGAUCGGGGAGUUCACUCGGGUUCAUCGGUGCAGUUGGGUGUCACCGCCCUGUGAGGAGAGGGGAGAGGCAACGCAGCUCUGCCCUCUGCUGGACUCUCAGUGGAGCUGGUAGACACUCACAUAACUAUAGUUCAACAUCAUUUUCUGUUUCUGUCGUUUUGUUUCCAACAUAUGAAGUCUCAGGGGUUCAGCAUGUUCGUGUUGCUCAGUAGCAAAAAUUUGUCAUGAAAAAUCUUGUUUUUUCAGUGAAACGUGCCAUAACUAAUGCUUACAUGUAAAGGAUUUUAAAGGGAUGUAUGUCAUAUAUAGUAUAAGCUUCCUUUUUUUUUAAUUUUUUUUUUUUACCAGUGUUUAUGUUGUAGACCAUCUGUGUAUUUUUCUGAAGUGCCAAGUGGGGGCUAAACAUUGUUGAAAUGCAACAUAAAUACGCAAACUCUUCAUUGUUCUGCACCAAGUGAAUUGUACCUUUUGAUAAAUUAAACCCCACCAA
Molecule: messenger RNA, 2954 nt
Organism: Xiphias gladius (swordfish)
Lineage: Eukaryota; Metazoa; Chordata; Actinopteri; Istiophoriformes; Xiphiidae
Gene: slc43a3b
Product: solute carrier family 43 member 3b
Exons: 12
Coding region: 82-1551 (489 amino acids)
Biological process (GO): transmembrane transport
Molecular function (GO): transmembrane transporter activity
Source: RefSeq, a predicted model, not a curated record